AUGAAACAGUCUAAAAGUAAUCAUCAUCUACGACAACAACAACAACACCACAACAACCACAACAAUAAUAGCAAUCCAAACUUGGAUAAGAAAAAUAGGCCGACAACAGGUCGUAUGAGUAACAAUCAAUCAGGAUCCUCUCCAAAGAACCAAAGAAACAACAAACCAACAACCUUUUCAAAAACAACAACCUGUCGAGAUGGUCCCAUCACGAACAACACUUGUCUCGAAGGUCAACCUGAAAAAAAUGAUCCAAUUCUUCUUCCUGCAGUGAUCACAACGACAACUUCUACAACUACUACAAUUACUACGGUGGAUGAACAUUCAUCGAGUGUUCCUUUAUCAUUGUCGGAAUGGAUGGACACCUCAAUUACACCUCAAACAUCUUCUUACAAGAAUGAAGAGAAUUCUAUAAACAUCAAUGAAGUAAUAAUGAAUGAUGGUGAUCAAGUUGAGAAAGGCUUCUUGGAACAAGAAUCUGCCACUACUACCUCUGAAGCCAUGGCUAUUACCAACUCACCAUUCAUGAAUAAUGCAUCUUCAUCUCUGGAUUCCAAUCAUGAUGAUAACAAUAAUGAGAAACGAAUCUCGGAGGUAAGCUCUUCCACCACCGAUUCAAGAAAAAGUCGAGCUUCAUCAUGUAUGAAGAAUCAUUCACGAUCCAUUUAUGAAAUGUUUGUGAAUGGAGAACUUGGAGAUGAUUUACAAGAUGAUGGAGAUGAUCGUUUUAAAGCCAAUUCAAAUCGAAGAAAACAACUAGCAACAAGUUGGCAAACUUUGACACAACCAACUUCAAAUGUGACCAUUCGUUUAGAUCCAAAAUUAAUUGAGCAACAAAUUGAAAGGAAACAACAAGCAUUGGAACAAGUUGAUCUUACGAAAAUGUCUCUCUCAGAGAAUGGACAUGAAUACAAAUUUCCAAAUACUUCAAAUAAGAAGAAUACUCUGACACCUUCUAUCACAACAACAACGACCUCAUCAGGAGCAACCACAACAACAACAUUGACUCGAAAAAGAAGUACUACGGAUCCUGUUCAUCUUCUAACUACAGCAAUGCCACUUAGAAGUAAUAGCAAUAGUUGUAAUAGUAGUAUUAGCAAUACUAGUCAUGGACAAAGUGCUAUUACUGUUGAGACAUCAUCUUCACCUGAAGUCAUCAUUCAUCCCAUGGUCUCCAUGUCACCAUUGAAUUCUCCAACCGAUGAAGAAGGAACCAAACCUCUAUGCUUGAGUAGUAAUAACAGUGAAAUCAUUCAUUCACCACCACCACCAUCAACACCACCAACCAUUUCACCCUCAUCAUCGAGUGAUACAAACACCAUCAACACCAUCAACACCGCCACCGCUGCUGCUGAGACGUGUAAGACUCUACAAGAAAGAAUUCACUCUGAACAACAAACUAGUUGCAAUGAUCAAAAAAACAGAACAUUGAAAGAUGAUCUUGUCCUUGAUGGUCUUCCUUCUGCUUAUAAUAUUGUCACAAAAAAACCUCGAAGAAUACCAUCCACCAGUUCAAAGAGAAAACUAGGUUACACCACCACCACCACCACCACCAAUCGACCCAAUUCUCUCUCUCUCACAUUCAACACAGUUUCGAACCUCAAUGCAAGUAUCAACAAUUAUACCACUACCAAGAAUACCAGAAUGAACAACACCCAUUCAACCAUCAACAACACCAACAACAACACGAAGGAACCAACAGUAAGAAUGAGAUCCAUUCAUCGGAAUAGUGUCGUAUCCAACAAAUCAGUCACCACAGAACCCUAUUCUGAAUUUGAGAAUUUUCUUACUCCUCAAAGUGGUGAAUUUCACAACAAGUGUUUCAUGUUUGAUUUGUUCUGUAGUGUCAAGGUGGUACUUUGUAUUUUGUUUAUUGCAACCAUAGCGAUGAGUGGACUCAUUAUUUGGUUAUCAAGUUAUCUCAUGUUAGAAUUUCAAGUCAUUCCAGUCAUGGCCACAAGUUCCAAUGAAGACAUUACCUCCCUUUUGAAAUAUAGUUGGACUUCACUGAUUCAUUUUGCUCCCUAUAUUUUAACGAAUACACGAUCGGUCAUGACUGGAUUGCAUGGAAAUUUGACCAUAAAAGAGGUCAUUUCUAAUUCCAAUAAUAAUCAUUUAAACAUUCAGAGAAAAUUAUUUGCUCAAAUGCUAUCACGAUCCAUGAUGUUUAAUCAAAUCUUUGCUGUCGAUUUAUCUGGAAGUUAUGUGGGAGUAGUGAUGGACUUGUCAAGUGGAAUGCAAAGUUUCAUCAUGUUCAAUAAUACCAACAAUCGAUCCAUUUAUUUCUCUCGCAUGCAAGAUGGGAACUUGAUACCAGGUACAGAAAUGGAAAUUACCAAUUUUGAAGAUCCAACGUCCAAUUCGACUUUUUUAAUGAUGAAUCAUUCCCUUCAAAAACUCGUAGAAUUAGAUCUACAACGACUUGAGAAUGGAUUGGCACCUUUAGAAACCUCAGUAUGGAGUUCCAUCUAUUAUAUCAAGAGUUCUGGUGAAUACUCCAUCUCUUGUAUCAUUCCUUAUUAUUCUGGAAAGGUCUAUUCUGGAUUUAUUUCACUUUCAUUUUCUAUUCGAACUCUCUCUGAUCAACUCAAAACUCAAACACAACUUGAUAAGGGUCAUCGAGCAUUUAUCAUUCGAAAAGAUGGUGUCGUGUUGGGAAGUAGUCAUGGUCUUUCUACAAGUACUGCUGAUACUGGAUCCUUACAUGAUGAGGAUGAUCAUCAUGUUCAAGAUAGUGUCGUUUCCUCCAUCACACAACAAUUAUUCAAAUUGUAUGGCACCUAUGAUCCCAUGUAUCAAUCAAAGGUUCUCAAUGUGAGCCAUCUACCUCGAUCCAUGUUUCUAAGAGAUUUAACAACAGGAUCAGGACAUUAUGUCACUGUUGAAUCCCUUUCAGAUGAUGACGGUGGUAGUGGUGAUCCUCAUUCGAUAUCCACAUCUCACUACUCUUCUCUGGAUUGGAUCAUUAUUCAUUCGACACCCAAAGAUAUUGUUUCUACCUAUCUUGGAUUAUCCAAUGUGAUUAUAUUAAUUGUUACUUUGGUGUUAAUUGUAAUAUCUUCAGGUGUCUCACUCUUGGUGAGUGCUCUCAUUUCAAGACCAUUAGGAUCACUCAAGAGAAGAGUCGAUCGAAUGGCACAAUUGAAUUUUAAAACAAAGGAUGAAAGUGUACCUGUGAUGACAUUUUCAGAAGUUCGUUCCAUUAUUACUUCUGUGAACAAUAUGGGAAAAGGACUUCGAAGUUUUUCAAAAUAUGUUCCAUCGGAAAUUGUUGCAUCCAUCGUUCAGUCCAAUCAACCAGCAGCACUUGGAGUACAAUGGAAAGUGAUUACAUUGUAUUUUUCUGAUAUUGCUAGUUUUACGAAUAUGACUGAAAAGAUGUCACCUGAUCUGUUGGUUGAGCUCAUGUGUGAUUUUUUCACUCAUCAGACUGAUAUUAUUAUGAGUACUAAAGGAACGAUUGACAAGUUUAUUGGAGACUCAAUUAUGGCCUUCUGGAAUGAUCCCAUUCCUAUUCGUGACCAUGAAUUAGCUGCUGUCGAAAGUGCUUAUCUCUGUCAACAAGCCCUAGUGCCAUUUAAUAACAGAUGGAGAGAAAAGUUGUGUAGUCAGAAGAAUCGUUACAAUGUGGAUUAUAGUAACUUUACUUUGAAAGUGAGAAUUGGAUUGCACACUGGAGAGUGCUUUAUUGGAAAUAUUGGAAGUGUGGAUCGAAUGAAUUACACUUGCAUUGGUGACGCAGUGAACACCAGUUCAAGGUUAGAAUCACUCAAUUCCAUGUAUGGAACUUCAAUAAUGAUUAGUGAAAAUGUCUAUGCUAAAGUACACAGAAAAUUCUUGUGUAAAUGGGUCGAUGUGGUUUGUGUGAAAGGCAAAGCAAUUCCCAUCAAUAUCUACAGUGUGAUUGAAAAGAAGGAACAUGCAUCAUCGGAAGCCAUCAAAAUGUGUGCUGCCUAUCAAGCCCUUCGUGAAAUGUUUUUAAAUUUGCGUUUUGAAGAGGCCAUUGAAUUCAUUGAGACCAAUGAAGAUAUAUUGAGCUACAUGUCAGAAUCAAAAGAAAAAGCUUCCUAUCAACUUAUUAAGAAGAAAUGUAUGGAACGGAUGGACUUGGAUCUUCCAGAGAGUGAGGAAGACUUGUUUUGGAUUGCAACUAAAUUAAAUGAAAAGUAA
Molecule: messenger RNA, 4170 nt
Organism: Naegleria fowleri
Lineage: Eukaryota; Heterolobosea; Eutetramitea; Acrasida; Naegleriidae
Exons: 3
Coding region: 1-4170 (1389 amino acids)
Biological process (GO): intracellular signal transduction; cAMP biosynthetic process
Source: RefSeq, a predicted model, not a curated record